AAUGGAGUUCCAGGAAGCACAACUUCCUCUUCUUAUUCUUCUUCUUCGAGCAUCAGCAGCAACAGUAGUAGUAAUGGCAACGAUCCAGCCCAAAUCAUCGCUAAAGCUAUGCUCUGUUUCAAUAACAGAGGAAUUUACAGAAGCUGCGAUGAAGACUUCAGAUUGAACGAGAGCGGGAGCCUGGGAGUUCCUCCGGAACAAGUGGACGCCUACUGCGGCGGUUCUUGCUUGACGGAGACCAACAUGGUGCUGAAUUGCCUUGAAGGGAUCAUGAAGAAUUUCAGAUUUUACAAUGCUGCUACGAUCAAGGAUGUUAAGGACACUGUCUCUGCAGUAUGCAGUGACGGCCCUAACCGAGGCAAUUUCGAUGUGUCUGAGUCUGAGCAUCUUGAGGCUUCUGAAUCUACUGCUCUCAAGGCUGCAAGUUGGGUUGUGUAUUAUGCUAUUGUUUACUUGGUCGCCUGCCUAGGUUUUCUCCGUUGGUGAUUUGGGAGGGCAGAGUUUCGAAGUUUGGUGUGAUUUUCAGGCUUUUGGGGGAGAUUAUAGUAUAAGUCAUAAGAGGGUCAUCUUUUUGGUUUUGGUAUUGAGUGUGGUAAGUUAUUACAUUAUGAUUUUUGUAUAGAUUGGAUCAAAUGAUUGUGUAUUGGUUUGGCAUUACCAAGUAUCAAUGCAAUGUUGCUUAGAGUUU
Molecule: messenger RNA, 688 nt
Organism: Linum tenue
Lineage: Eukaryota; Viridiplantae; Streptophyta; Magnoliopsida; Malpighiales; Linaceae
Source: the annotation of a GenBank genome assembly